AAAGAACGCUUGAGGUUGGGAAAGGCGCAUGCGCGAGAAGGCCUGUCUGCCCGACCUUCAGCAAAGCUGCUACCAUGUUCUCUCGGGCGAACGUCGUUGGGCUGUCGGCCUGGGCCUUGCAGCCGCAAUGGAUUCAAGUCCGAAAUAUGGCAACCUUGAAAGAUAUUACCAGGCGACUAAAGUCAAUCAAAAACAUCCAGAAAAUUACCAAGUCUAUGAAAAUGGUAGCAGCAGCAAAAUAUGCCCGAGCUGAGAGGGAGCUGAAACCGGCUCGAAUAUAUGGAAUAGGAUCUUUUGCUCUAUAUGAAAAAGCUGAUAUUAAGGUACCUGAAGACAAAAAGAAACACCUUCUCAUUGGUGUAUCCUCGGAGACUCAUUCUGACCAGUUUCUGGUGACCUUCAAGGAUGUGGGAAGAAAGCCCCCUACUUUUGGAGAUGCGUCCGUCAUUGCUCUCGAAUUACUCAAUUCUGGAUAUGAGUUUGAUGAGGGCUCUGUCAUCUUUAAUCGAUUCAGGUCUGUUAUCUCUUAUAAAACAGAAGAAAAGCCCAUCUUUUCUCUAAAUACCAUUGCAAAUGCUGAGAGCAUGAGCAUCUAUGAUGACAUUGAUGCUGAUGUGCUGCAGAAUUACCAAGAGUACAACCUGGCCAAUAUCAUCUAUUACUCCCUGAAGGAAAUGAUUGAUAAAUUGACUUUGACAUUCAAUCGUACUCGCCAAGCCGUCAUCACCAAAGAGUUGAUUGAAAUCAUCUCUGGUGCAGCAGCUCUGUGAAAGAAAAAUUAAGCAAGCUGAUUUUGUUUAGAGCUUAUUACUGUCUUUGUCAGAAGAAAUGUGGUCCAUUGUUUGAAUUACUACAGAUAGAUGUUUAUAAAUACCUUACAAUAAACAACUUACAAUAAGAAAAUCACUGUUCU
Molecule: messenger RNA, 913 nt
Organism: Octodon degus (degu)
Lineage: Eukaryota; Metazoa; Chordata; Mammalia; Rodentia; Octodontidae
Gene: Atp5f1c
Product: ATP synthase F1 subunit gamma
Exons: 9
Coding region: 75-770 (231 amino acids)
Biological process (GO): proton motive force-driven ATP synthesis
Molecular function (GO): proton-transporting ATP synthase activity, rotational mechanism
Source: RefSeq, a predicted model, not a curated record